This is a messenger RNA of Puccinia triticina, 1353 nucleotides long. RefSeq lists its product as uncharacterized. Lineage: Eukaryota; Fungi; Basidiomycota; Pucciniomycetes; Pucciniales; Pucciniaceae. The record is from RefSeq and is a predicted model, not a curated record. Gene Ontology annotation, molecular function: protein binding. Bases 1 to 1353 code for a protein of 450 amino acids. The transcript is spliced from 3 exons.
AUGCGACUUUUCCUGAUACUUGUCGGCGCAGCUGAGACCACCACAGGGAAAAAGUUGAACAGUUUUAUCGAACUCGGCAACAAGUUGAUGAGCCAACCAACACCAUGUCCGCCUUCGAUCGGUCCAUCGCUUCCACCGAAUCGACCACCAGAAGAUGUAGUAGGGGCUGAUGAGUUAAUGAAAGCGGCUGGAUGGGACACCAUCCCACUGUUUAUGAAGGACUUGCCCAAGGAGCUCAAUCAAUCCGAUCCGAAGGCACCGGCCAACCACUCGCUUGAAGCUCUCCAGGCGCUGAUUUACGACGAGGAUGAAGACGAAAAGCUACGGUCACUCGAAGCUCUGAAGGCACGAGCAAAUGAACUGUUUGGGUGCCGAGAUUACAGACAAGCUUUAGGGUUCUAUAAACAGGCCAUCGACAUAUUGGAAAAGCCGGCUUCUGCGGAUCCUUCACACGCCGAGCCCGAAUCAAAAGCCAACGCCAAGAUUCCCCAAGAGCUCCGAAACUCAAUAUAUUCAAACCGCGCUGCCUGCCAUCUUUCCUUAGGGAAUUUCAGAUCGUGUCUAACGGAUUGCGCAACAGUUCUGAGUCCCCCUCUCCCGAUACCUGCGACCAAACUAGUCCGGAAAUGCUUCUUUCGGAGUACAAAAGCUUUGGCAUCACUCGAACGAUUCGAUGAGGCAUUAGAUUGUGUCAACAAAUUAUUGGCAAUUGAUCAGCGAGACCAUCUCACAGAUGAUGAAGAACCUCGAAAACUAAAACAAGAAAUUGAACGCCAAAUCGCCCAUCGUCAGGCUGAAAAACGGGCGAAAGAAUUGGCUAUUGAAAGGCGAAAGGGGUUGGAAAAGGCUUUGAAGCAUACACUUCAAUCACGCGGAAUUCUCGUCCCAACUCACUGUCCGUUUCCGCCACCUGAAUCGAGUCUACCCGCAGGAUUCGAGCCCGUUCAUUUUGAAGAGAUUCCGACGGACAUCGAACCAGCCAGGCUAGUCGAGACGAUGAAGGAGAUCCCGCUGAUAUACCCGGUAUACGUGCUCCGACCAAAGGAUGAAUAUCCAACGAGAGAUCUCGUACUACGUUGGCACGAGGAUGAUCAGAUAAGUGCUCAUCUUGAGGCACUUUGUGGUGGGACAGAUAGCCAUCAUCUUUAUCUGAUUACCUCCAAGCAGAGGAUUCUCAAGUGCGGCAACAACCUCACCAUCAGGAAAAUCUUAAACUCAAUCUCCAAGAAUCAGUCCGGCGAUUCUCUGUGUCUGGGUGAUCUGGGGAAUUUGGAAUUCUUUCUUUUGCCAGUAGGGCAGUUGGAGAAAGAGUGGAUAGAUAUGACAAAAAGAAGUUUCUCUAAAAUGUCCUAG